Cryphonectria parasitica EP155 is the source of this 1656-nucleotide messenger RNA. RefSeq lists its product as uncharacterized. Lineage: Eukaryota; Fungi; Ascomycota; Sordariomycetes; Diaporthales; Cryphonectriaceae. The coding region runs from base 1 to 1656 and encodes 551 amino acids. The record is from RefSeq and is a predicted model, not a curated record. The transcript has 3 exons.
AUGUUGGCAUUCAAAUUCCUGACCGGCGCACUGGCCGUGGGCAGUAGCGUGUCUGCUCUGACGGGAGUUAAUACGACGGGGUACAUCGACCAGAUGUUUUCCACGUCUAUGAGCUUCCUGGAUGAGAUCUAUGACCCAGUUGUCGGCUACCUCUGGUACUUCUACUUCCCACUGGCAGCCGGGAAGCACGAGACGAGGUCAACCGUGUGGUAUGCGGCAGGGCUCUUGCGACGAAACCAGGGCAAUGAUGUAAACGAGGCCGUCAGGAUCAUCGAAAGUGUCAUUGGCGACCAGCAAAAGAACGUCAGUGACCAGUGGUAUGGAGAUUAUACAAAAUACCCUGAGGAGCCCACCGUUGGAACAGCUUGGUAUCCCGAAAGUAUCUACAAUAGCUGGGACCCCAACUGGCGAGGCUUUAUAGGCACUACUCUAGUUGUCAUCUACGAGGAAUACGGCUCUUUGCUCCCGGCAUCCACGCGGUCUCUGAUCCUAGAAUCCAUGCGCAACAACACAAUCGGCGACAGCUAUAGAGUGGGCGGUGUCGAUGGUGACAACCUCUAUCCCGCCUACAGCAAUCCUGCGCUGAUGAGAGCAGCUACCAGCGGCUGGACGGGGCGAAAGUUGAACGACAGCAACCUAACCAGCGCCGGCGAGGCAUACGCGCAAGAGGUUAUUGACCUGUUCGAUCUCAACAACACCCUUAGCGAGUUUAAUUCGGCCACCUACUGCGGAGUGAGCCUGUUUGCGCUCACUCUGUGGGCCAAGUACCUGCCCGAGUCCAGUGUCAUGGGCGCAAACGGCGCCAGGAUGAUCAAGGAUAUCUGGACCACCGUCGGAGAACUGUACAACGCCAAUCUGCGCAACAUCGCUGGACCCUGGGAUCGCACCUACGGCUGGGACCAGAAUCUCUAUGUGGGCAUCAUGAACGCGUACAUUUGGUCUCUCGUCGGCGAGGACAAGGCUCCCGGCAUCAACACCAUCUCCCACGGCGACACGCCCUACUGGGCCAUCACGCAUGCUGACGACUUUGAAAUUGCCCCGCUCCUGAGCGCUAUUCUGCCGUAUCACCACACACUGGUGCCCGACGAGGUGCGGCAGAAGCUGCUCACCUUUCCCGGCGAGCACACCUACAAGACCGCCGCGUAUGCGCCGCCCUAUGACCUGGCCAGGAGGAAUAUCACGACCUGGCUGAGUGAUAAUAUCACUAUCGGCGCCGAGAGUUUUGACCAGACCGUUGUGGGCGGCUUCAGCAUCAACCCGUCACAAUGGGCGCCAUCCGUUGUGCAGUGGCUUCGGGAAGAUGGCAGCGUGGGCUGGUUUAGCCUGUACGGCACUGAAGAGGCACUUGAUGUCGAUGUGCAGCCAGGCAGCUUGGGGUUGACGUAUCCGUACGGAAACAACAGCGCCACCUUCACAUUCCUGGUGGCAUCCAAUCCUUAUGGAGAGAAGCGAGAUAUAUUGGGUUGGGAGGAUGUCAUGGGCUUGUCAGUGAAUGUGAGCGGUACUGUUGAUCUGACACCCGAGAUAUCCUUCUGCGGUUUGCUCGGGGGUACUUGCGAGGUCAUCAACGACUGGGAGUUCUGGAAUUUCACCUAUGUCAUGCCAGAGGGGAGCACAGAGACACCCAGCAUCGUGUUGGAUAUUACUGUGCUGUAA